This is a messenger RNA of Arachis stenosperma, 984 nucleotides long. RefSeq lists its product as uncharacterized. The transcript is spliced from 2 exons. The record is from RefSeq and is a predicted model, not a curated record. Lineage: Eukaryota; Viridiplantae; Streptophyta; Magnoliopsida; Fabales; Fabaceae. The coding region runs from base 44 to 748 and encodes 234 amino acids.
ACACCUUUUUCCUUAUCCUUGGUUGACUCCACUCGAAGCAGCCAUGGCCACUAAUAAACCCAAUUCAGCACCGCCAUUUCUCCACCUCCUUCUCCUUCUCCUCAAUCUGCUUCCACUUCCAAUUUCAUCAUCACGAAACCCUAAAGAAUCUCCAGUUCCAAUUCCAGCAGAUUGGCCGCACCAAUUCCACUCCGUGCUGUUCAUGAACAGAAGCGGAGCACUCCAAAAGAUUGACCUAUGGUACGACUGGAUCAAUGGGCGCAACUUGAACAUCAUUCAAGAACAGCUCGAUGACGUCAUCCUGUACGACGCCGAGUGGAACAACGGCACGUCGUUUCAGUUCAGUGUCGAUCCAGCUGAGGCGAAAUGCGACGUGUUCCAACUGGAGGUUGGGAUCCUGAGGCCCAAUUGGCUGGACGGUGCUAACUACUUGGGGCAGGAGACGGUUGAUAAUUUUGUUUGCAAUGUUUGGGAGAAAGCUGAUUUCAUUGUUUACUAUGAGGAUGUUGCUUCUAACAGACCUGUUAAGUGGAUCUUCUACUCAGGAUACACUGCUCAUGUGAUGACAUUUGAGGUUGGAGCAGUUCUUGAUGAUCCAAAUUGGCAAGCUCCUCUUUAUUGUUUCACUGAUGAGAAUGAGAAGCAAACAAGAAGAAAAAGAAUAAGAAAAAGAAGUAGAAGCAGCUCCUCUUUUGGGAGGUUGAUGAGGAGGAUGGCUUACUCUGCACAUGAUCAUAUGGAAUUAUGAAAUUGGUGUAUAUAAUAAUAAUAAUAAUAAUAAUAAUAAUAAUAAUAAUAAUAAUAAUAAUGUCUGUAUUUUUGGGAUAUGUCUCUCUAUUGGUAGGUGAUGUUUACAAAGAUAAGAGUAACAAUUGGUUUCUUUGACAGGGGAUAUUGGUGUAGAAAGCAUGAAUAUGACCCGGCAGAGUCUUUGCUCUGAGGCUAGAACUGUUACAAGUUAUUCGGUUGAAUUUAAUCUUAAAA